GUUUAGAAUAAAACUAGAAUAAACAAAAACAGAAUUGAUUUAAGUAAUAUAAAAAAUAAACAGAUUUGACUUUUAAACAUCAUGUAUAAUUCUCCCUACAUAGUUCCCUUUCUAUUUUUAUACUCGGAAUUAGGAACCAAAUGCAUCGGAAUUACGAUUUUUAAAUCGGAAUAAGGUACCUCGGACUUUUUUAUAUUUUUAUUUAUUUUAUCAGCUUCAAUAACCUUCUACUGACAAACUGCAAAUAUUUUUCAAAAAUUUGAUAGCUAACACUUCUGAUAAAAAUAUAAAAUUGUACACAAAGGUCCGAUAAAUACUUAAUUUAUAAUGUUCUUUCGUGUUAUGUUAAAAACAGCGCGGAAUUAGGUGCCUUUACCUUAUAUAGAUAACAUUUUAAUCGUUUAAAAAUAUUCAUAUCUUGAAGAUAAAGUGGUCCGGCCUGUUCGCGUGUUGAUGUUCAAAACAGUUAUGAAGGACAACUGAUGUUUAGUGGAAUUUCAAUUUUUUAAUUAUUGAAAUUAGUGUUGAAUAAAUUAGACCUUAUUUCCAUUGUAUUUGGGUAUCAGUGUGUUAAUCAAAAGGAGUAAAUAGUAACAAUGGCAGCAAGGAAUUUAUCAAGAACAGCCCAUAGGCUGUUAACAUCAAGAAGUAUUUCUUUGAGUAGCAGAAAAUAUAGUAGUGUAUGGACAGCUGACAAUGUUGUCAAAUCACCUCAUAGAGAUAUAGAAAUACCAAACAGACUAGUCACUGAACAUAUUUGGGAGGCUGUGGAACGAUGGCCGGAUAAGACUGCACUUGUGUGUGCAACAACAAACAGAUCAUACACGUUCCAUGACUUGUACAAAUACUCAAGGAAUUUUGCCGCAAAAUUGCGGACACAGAUAAAAAUAAGAGAUGGAGAUACCGUGUGUUUAAUGAUGUCGAAUUAUCCUGAGUAUGCCAUCGCUCUACUAGGAGCAUUGGAAGCCGGAGCUGAAGUCACCACUGCCAACCCUAUUUAUACUCCAUAUGAAGUGGAACGUCAAAUAAAGCAAGCAGAGCCAAAAGUUCUGGUAGGAGUUCCAGAGACUGUACCGGUUUUAAAGGAAGCUUUGCGAUUAACUAAGAAAGAUAUACCGAUCAUUGUUUUAAGAAACCCUGAUGGUGCUCUUCCAGAUAAUACUAUUUCAUUCCAGGAAUGGUUUUUAGCUGAAAAUGUUGAUCAUAGUGUGCUUAAAGAUGUUUCUAGGACGCCUGAAGAUGUUGCGUUAUUACCAUAUUCUAGUGGUACAACUGGUCUUCCAAAAGGCGUUGAACUGACCAAUAGAAAUCUCGUUGCUAAUUUUGUGCAACAAGACGUUGACACUAUGCGUGUCCAUCAAGAAACAACUAAGACUCAUCAGGAUGUAACUUUAGGACUGUUACCCUUUUACCAUAGCUAUGGUCUUUCAGUGAUUUUAUUGCAUAAGUUGUCAGCGGGAUUGAAAAAUGUGACACUAUCUAAGUUCCAGCCAAAUACUUUCAUUGAUACGAUGAAAAACCACAAAAUAAAUUUGUUAUGUGCAGCCCCUCCCUUAGUAUUAUUUCUUGGUUCACAUCCUGGGGUAACAGCGGAUCAUUUAACAUCACUAAAGACUAUAACUUGCGGAGCUGCACCACUACCAAGAACAGACGUCACAAGAAUUUUAGACAAAGUCAAGCAUGAAAUGGACUUCUUGCAAUUAUACGGUUUGACAGAAGUAGGACCCCUAGCUACAUGCAUGCCUCCAGGCUCUAAAGACUACUCAAAGGCUGGAUGUGGCAUAUCUAACACCGAAUUAAGGAUCGUAGAUCAAGAUCAACGUGUGCUGGGACCAAAUCAGUUGGGUGAACUCCAUAUUCGUGGUCCUCAAGUUAUGAAAGGCUAUAGAAAUAACCCAGAAGCUACAAAAGCAGUUAUUACAGAAGAUGGCUGGUUCAAAACUGGAGAUCUCGGAAGUCUUGAUGAAAAUGGGGCAGUCACUAUUAGUGAUCGACUUAAAGAACUUAUUAAGGUAAAAGGAUAUCAGGUACCACCAGCAGAAUUAGAAAACGUAUUAAAAGAACAUCCAGACGUACUUGACGCUGCAGUCCUUGGUAUACCAGAUUCAAGACUUGGUGAAGUUCCUAAAGCUUUUGUAGUGCUAAAAGAUGGAGUUAAAGUAGAAGCCAAUGAAGUGACGUCAUUUGUUUCGGAGAGAGUAGCUGAAUAUAAAAGAAUAAGAGAUGUCGUCUUCUUAGAUGCCUUACCAAAGAAUCCUUCUGGAAAGCUUUUGAAACGAGUUUUAAGGGAACAGUAUUGUUAGAUUUUUGUUAGGGUGCGUGUACAUCUGACGAAUGCUCCGCGAAUGCGCCGCGCCGCGAUUCACCCUCGAGCUGCGCGUGUGCUUAUAAAUUGAUUAUUAUGUAUAUAAACAAUCUAUGAGUUGAGCACCAAAUCAUAGCCGUGAUUGCGUCGCGGCGCAUUCGCCAUAUGUGGACGCACCCUUAGGUUAAGUAAUAUUCAAUGCAUGAGAAAAUAUGUGAAAGAUUUUUUUAAUAAUUUUGUUAUAACCUGAUUUUGUAUUAUAAUACUAGCUGACCCGGCAAACUUCGU
Molecule: messenger RNA, 2593 nt
Organism: Spodoptera litura
Lineage: Eukaryota; Metazoa; Arthropoda; Insecta; Lepidoptera; Noctuidae
Biological process (GO): fatty-acyl-CoA biosynthetic process; long-chain fatty acid metabolic process
Molecular function (GO): long-chain fatty acid-CoA ligase activity
Source: RefSeq, a predicted model, not a curated record